AUGUCCAAGCAGAACGGUGUUGACUUCAGUCAGAGUGCUGUUGAUGGGUUCCAAGAGUUAUGGGCAUCCUGUCGCAUCCUGAGGUGCAACUCUGACUUUGUAGCUGUCACCCUGGACCUUGGGGGCAGCGGUGGGGGCGGAGGAGGCGGCAGCAGAGAGGGCAAUGCGGGCUACUGCAGUGCCCUCCGCUCCUAUGCCAUGUGUACCCGCCGCAUGGCCCGUGCCUGCCGGGGUGACCUGGCCUACCACUCAGCCGUGCAGGGCAUCGAGGACCUCCUCAUCCAGCACAGCUGCCCCAGGACAGGCCCCACCGCUCAACCCCGGCCCCUGCCACAGGCCCCCAUCUCUGGGGACGCCUGUAUCUACGAGAAGGGCUACCUCCAGCGUGAGGGCCGGACCCCUGACUAUCUCCACUGUGGGGUGUUCGGGGAUCCCCAUGUUCGCACCUUCCGUGAUGAGUUCCAGACGUGCGCUGUACAAGGGGCCUGGCCACUGAUAGAUAAUGAGUAUCUAUACGUUCAGGCAACUAGCGCCCCCAUGAGAGGAGGGGCGUAUGCCACGGCUCUCAUCACGAUUACCAUCAUCUUUAAGAACUGGCGCCAGUGUAUCGAGCAGCAGAUCUACCAGGCGGAGCUGGACAACGUUCCCGCAGCCUUCUUGGACGGCUCAGUGACCAGCGGGGAGAGGCAGGGCCAGCACAGCCUGAGCGUCCACUCUGAUCUGCCUGGGCGCCAGGCUGAGAUCCGUGCUGCCCACAUCGGCACCACCCUGGUGGUGCGUCAGAGUGGGCGGUCCCUGGGCCUGUCAGUACGCUCGCCAAGUGCCAUUGCUGAAGCAUUCACCCCCGAGCAGGACCUGCAGCUGUGUGUAUAUGGCUGCCCACCUUCACAGCGCCUAGAGACGCUACCCAGCCCCUCUUCUUCCUCCUCCCUUUCCUCCUCUUCCUCCAGCCAGCCCUCUGCUGCAGCCCAUGUCCACUGUGCAGCCCUCCUCCCUGCCAGGGACAUCUACUACCAGGCCUGCCUGUUUGACCUGCUGGCCACAGGGGACCUCAACUCCAGUACGGCGGCCGUGGCGGCCCUGGAAGACGCCCGGGGAAUGAUCUCAGACCCCAAUAAGGUGCAUCUGCUACUGGUGGGCAAGGCCGAUGGGAGUAGCCCAUGUCUGCCUCUGAUCCUGGCUGUGGCCGUCCUAUCAGAGCAUCUGUUGGCUCUGUGGACGGGGCAGUGUUUAUGA
Salvelinus namaycush (lake trout) is the source of this 1236-nucleotide messenger RNA. RefSeq names its product hemojuvelin-like. Gene Ontology annotation, molecular function: coreceptor activity. Gene Ontology annotation, cellular component: plasma membrane. Lineage: Eukaryota; Metazoa; Chordata; Actinopteri; Salmoniformes; Salmonidae. Bases 1 to 1236 code for a protein of 411 amino acids. The record is from RefSeq and is a predicted model, not a curated record. Gene Ontology annotation, biological process: BMP signaling pathway. The transcript has 3 exons.